This is a messenger RNA of Nicotiana attenuata, 1659 nucleotides long. RefSeq lists its product as uncharacterized. The record is from RefSeq and is a predicted model, not a curated record. The coding region runs from base 1 to 1659 and encodes 552 amino acids. The transcript is spliced from 4 exons. Lineage: Eukaryota; Viridiplantae; Streptophyta; Magnoliopsida; Solanales; Solanaceae.
AUGGACGGCUACCAGUACCACCAGCGGAGGCCACUAGAGGCUGAGGACAUGGCCGAGGCCGUGGUAGGGGCAGAGUCAGGAGGAGCACGCGGAGCAUCUGAGAGUGGUGCUGCAGAGAUUGAAAGAGGAGAAGCUUUAUCUGCAGAUUGUGCUGCUUCUGGUAUUUCUGCACCUGCGGAUAGGGGACCGCAGGCGUGGCACCGCAUAUGCAAAAUAGGGGCCGCAGAAGCGGCCAGAGCUCUUGCAGUAAUUCCAGAAAAGAAAGGAAUAUUCUUGAACGUCAUGGACAAUCUUAGAAAUAAAAGAUGGAUGUAUUGUGAUAGAGUUAGUACAGAAUAUUUGGAUGGAGUAGAGGAUUUUUUGAAUGAUGCCUUUUCUGGAAAACAACCUGGAGAAAAAAUUGCAUGUCCUUGUAUGGAGUGUGUGCUUAUCCAUCAAGUAAAUCGGGCUACAACAUAUGAUCAUCUUGUGGUUAAUGGUAUUAUACCGUCAUAUGAUACUUGGUUUUGUCAUGGGGAUUCUCUAACGGGAUCAAACAAUGCUGGAGAAAAUAACCACAACCAGUCAGCUCUAAGGGGCGACGAUAUGCGAGGAAUGAUACAUGAUGCAUUUGGAGGUGUUACACAGUUUAUGGAUACUGACAUUAGUGAAAGUGGUGGCAUGGAGCAAAACGUACAAGAGAAUACUGCUCAUCCAUCUGGAAAUCAAUCUCAUCCAGAGGUGGAUAAAUUUGAACGACUCAUGAAGGAGGCAAAUGAAGAAUUAUAUCCUGAAUGUAAGAGGUUUAGCAAACUGUCCUUUUUGCUGCAUAUGUAUCGUAUAAAAUGCGUGUUCAAAUGGUCAAAUGAAUCUUUUAAUUCUUUGCUUGGACUAUUGAAAGAUGCGUUUCCUGAAGGAGAAAAAUUGCCUCCUUCUUUCUAUGAGACCAAAAAGAUAGUUGAAGGCUUGGGCUUAAAGUAUGAAAAAAUUCAUGCUUGUCGUAACGAUUGCAUGCUUUUUAGGAAAGAAUUUGCUAAUAAGAAUGUUAAUAAAUGCAAAGUUUGUGGGGCUUCUAGAUGGAAAAAUGAUGCUAGAAAAAUUCCAGCCAAGGUCCUAAGGUAUUUUCCUUUAAAACCAAGGCUACAGAGAUUGUUUAUGUCUUCAGAAACUUCUAAAGCAAUGCGAUGGCAUCAUGAAGAGCGCAACAAAGAUGGAGUUCUACGACAUCCUGCAGAUUCUGAAGCUUGGAAAAAUUUUGAUAGUAAAUAUCCCGAAUUUGUUGGAGAUCCUCGCAAUGUGCGUCUAGGAUUAGCUUCUGAUGGGUUUUAUCCAUUUGGCAAAAUGCGAACUGUACACAGUACAUGGCUGGUAAUUUUAAUGCCAUAUAAUCUUCCACCAUGGAUGUGCAUGAAACAAGAGUUCUUCAUUUUGUCCUUACUUAUUCCUGGAUCAAAAGCUCCUGGCAAUAAUAUUGAUAUCUUUUUGCAACCUUUAAUAGAAGAGCUAAAUGAAUUAUGGGAUGAUGGGAUAGAAACAUAUGAUGCCUCUGCUAAGGAGAUAUUUCAAAUGCGAGCAGCUCUCAUGUGGACUAUAAAUGAUUUUCCAGCAUAUGGUACUCUCUCUGGAUGGUGCACUUAUGGUCGGUUUGCAUGCCCUUCUUGUAACAUAAACACUAUCUAG